AUGGCAAAAUUCAAAGUGCUGAAGCAUAAUCAAGAGUUGAUGGCUUUGUUGGGUAUUCAUUCGCAUCGUUUAACCGAACCAACUAAUGAGUUCUUCAAAUUACCGGUGACCUAUCUGGUGCUGUUCAUUUUAUGCACAUUUUCCAUCACAUCAUGUGCUAUGUUUGCAUACAAGAAUUUUUCACAGUUUGGUGCUGCUCUAGAAGCGAUUUAUAUCAUGAUUGCCGGAGUCCAGUGUGGCGGUAUGUACUUGAGUGUCGGAUUGAAAAUGAAGCAAGUGAAAUUGUUGCAACAAAAACUGCAAGAGAUUGUCGAUGAAGGACAUACGUUCGAUGUGGCUGAGCUGUAUUGGAACACCGAGAGAAAGUGUCGACAAUACACCAAAACGAUGGUCUACAGUUAUGUAAUGUUCAUUGAAGGGCUUUUGUUGACUAAAUUCGUGCAGUCCAUUUAUUUCGUGUUUUUGGCAAACUCUGAUCCAACUUCGAUCGCUUUGCCAUAUUAUAUGGUGGUUCCUUUUGAUACCACAACCCUCUGCGGAUGGUAUUUAUUGUGGUUCAUUCAAUGUGUAAUGUCAUUCAAUUACUCAAUGGGCGUCAUAUCAACGACAUCAUUCUUUUUGUGUUGCUGCAUUUACAUCGAUAGUAUUCGAAAGCACAUGGAACUGAUAUUUGCCUCUCUAAAGCAAAAUAUUGAUCAAAUCCGGCAGGUGAAGAAACGAACCGCUUACCACAAACUCCGUCGAGAUAUUCAAGAGAAUCUUCACCAAGCCAUUGAUUUGCAUGUUAAAGUCAUAGACAUUUUCAGAAUGGUAGCCGAUAUAAAUGGUGGAACAAUCUUUUCUCUUCUCCCGGUGAACGCAGUGUUUCUGGCCAUAUCAAUGUAUCGAAUGGAGAACUUAGAACUAAAUUUGAUUUCGUUUGCCCAAGACAUUCUGUAUAUUGUAUCGUCUUUGUGCUGGCCAUACGUUUUCUGCCGUUUCGCGACACAUGUUACCGAUCAAAUGGUUUCAAUCGGUCGCAUUGCCUAUGAAGUCAACUGGUACGAUAGCCCGGUUGUGUGGCAAAAAUACCUUAUCUUGAUCAUUUCUCGAUCGCAGCAAAAAGUCUAUUUCACCGGUUUCAACCUAAUUACUUGUACAUUGGAAACUUUUGCAAAGGUUACAUUUUCAUUGGUACAAAUUCGAUGA
This is a messenger RNA of Sitodiplosis mosellana (orange wheat blossom midge), 1188 nucleotides long. RefSeq names its product odorant receptor 67a-like. Gene Ontology annotation, biological process: sensory perception of smell; detection of chemical stimulus involved in sensory perception of smell. The transcript is spliced from 5 exons. Gene Ontology annotation, cellular component: plasma membrane. Lineage: Eukaryota; Metazoa; Arthropoda; Insecta; Diptera; Cecidomyiidae. Gene Ontology annotation, molecular function: odorant binding; olfactory receptor activity. The record is from RefSeq and is a predicted model, not a curated record. Bases 1 to 1188 code for a protein of 395 amino acids.